Molecule: messenger RNA, 1818 nt
Organism: Exophiala dermatitidis NIH/UT8656
Lineage: Eukaryota; Fungi; Ascomycota; Eurotiomycetes; Chaetothyriales; Herpotrichiellaceae
Exons: 1
Coding region: 1-1818 (605 amino acids)
Biological process (GO): regulation of DNA-templated transcription
Molecular function (GO): DNA binding
Source: RefSeq, a predicted model, not a curated record
AUGCCUUGGUCGGACAGACAGUACGCUAUUGAAACCGACCCGACCGAAUGUUGUUCAAUACAGCCCGGACAAUUCGAGGACGCAUCCAGGCCUGCAACCACUCCUGAACAGCAGCUCUACCCUUUCGCAACGUACGGCUCGAUUGCCCCUUCUAUCCCAAGCGCGUCUCCAUCGAUCGCCAGCGAUCCGGCCAUCUUUGCAGGCCUCACGAAUGAUGUCGGAGGGGAAGAAGAGAUACCACUGUGCACCCCAUAUUUUGAAUGGGACCAGUUGCAGACCACCGAGGGUGGCAGCCACAUCUACAAUGCGCAAGCGUUGGAAGAUGGCGAAGCCCUGGUAGGACACAUUAAAGACCCCGGAACCGACUCCUACAGGCCUCCAGUACCAUGUAACUAUUGCAGAACACGUCGCUUGCAGUGUCUGGUCAUUCGGACCACGACCGCGAAUCCAAAUCCAAGAACGGCCUGUUCCAGUUGCGUCGCCCUUUUCCGAGACUGCAGUCUAGCUGAGAAGCCAAAGAGACAUCCGUCCCAAUACGAGACUGUUUUUCCCGUGAUCGGCAAUCUUCACGGCAUCAAUGAAAUGGCCGCCAUGACGAGCGGCUAUGACACGAUCCAGGAGCUUUCCGUGCUGGCUAAUCAUUCGCAAGACGUGUAUUCCACCUCCGGCAGCGUAUCAAGAGAGAGAAGUCUGGCGCAUUCGAAAAGAGCUAGUUCGCGGAUGACGGGGCGCACAAAGCCAUUACGACAGUGGUUUUUCCGGCAUAUUGACAAUCCGUUCCCGUCCGAGGAAGAGAAGCUGGAGCUGCAGCAGGAAACUGGCAUGACUAGGACACAAGUUCAAGACUGGUUUACCAACGCUAGGAGAAGACAAAAGGCUUCUCGUCAAGCCCAGAGGCGUCAGUUCUACCCGCUGGGUUCUCCAAUGCCACAAUCCGCCUUCUCAGACAUGACACCGUUUCAGCGUUGGCGUAAUUCGCCUCCAGAAGACGACCACGUUCCACCUGAGGUGGUGAGACUGGCCAGCAACUCGCAACUUGGAAAUGGGCUGCCGUCUCUCGAACAUUCGGGUCACCACCUAGCAGGCCUACCUGAUCAUUACGGGGGUUUCUCUGACCAUUCGUCGGGUCCGAACUCGGUUUCGUCUGAUUCUGUAUCGUCGUUCGAGUCUUUCGCAUCUCUGAACAGCUACGCAUCAAGUCAUUGCUCGAGCUGGGGUUUGGAACCAGGCACGUCAAGCAUUGGAAAAUCGAUCAUGGCCACUACCACACUCAAGUAUCAAUGUACUUUCUGCGACUUGUCCUUCAAGAAGAAGUCUGACUGGUCUCGGCAUGAGACUUCUGUGCACAUACAACUGUCGCUGUGGAUCUGUCAACAACCAGAGCCUGUGAUCUGGCAAGUUGGUCAACAGCGACCACAGUGCAAUUACUGUGGGGUAGAGCAUCCGUCACAAACGCAUACCGAUUCACACGAUUUUCAAGCCUGUGCAGAGAGACAAUUUACUGACCGGACCUUUCGUCGCAAAGAUCAUCUAUGGCAGCAUCUGCAGAAGUUUCACGGCUGCCGCACUUGGCCCGGCCAAGAUUUGCAGAUUGGAAGGUGUCGCCGUACAACAGUUGCAAGCCGAUGCGGGUUCUGUAACGCCGUCUUCGCCACGUGGUGUGAGCGCGAGAAUCACCUAUCUUGUCACUUCAGAGAAGGCUGGCAGAUGAGCCAAUGGAUUGGAGAUUGGGGCUUCGACGCAGAAACCUCCUUGCUCCUUAACCGUGCAACAUUGCCCCAGGAUCGGAACUUCAAUAGUUACAACAUUCUCACCUAG